Messenger RNA from Folsomia candida, 568 nucleotides. RefSeq names its product fatty acid-binding protein, heart. Gene Ontology annotation, molecular function: fatty acid binding. Gene Ontology annotation, cellular component: cytosol; nucleus. NCBI's taxonomy places the organism in Eukaryota, Metazoa, Arthropoda, Collembola, Entomobryomorpha, Isotomidae. The transcript is spliced from 3 exons. Gene Ontology annotation, biological process: fatty acid transport. The coding region runs from base 109 to 510 and encodes 133 amino acids. The record is from RefSeq and is a predicted model, not a curated record.
GCUAAUUGAGAUUUGUCCAUCUGUGUGAUCUUGAUCUCGUCUCGGCACACAGUUCCCACAAAGUCCUUGAGCAAGUUGGUCCGAAAUCGGUUCGAGAAGAAAACAGAAAUGGCAAACAUUCCCGGAAAGUAUGACUUUGUCUCCACGGACAAGUACGAGGAUUUCCUUAAGGCUUGCGGAGUGGGUGUGGUAAAUCGCACCAUCGCCUCCAAAAUCAAGAACCAGUUGGAGUACGUUGACAACGGGAAUGGGAGCUGGACCCAAAAAACCUUCUCCACCUUCAAGAACUUCCAGAUUGAUUUCAAACUUGGGGAGAAAUUCGUCGAGGAGACGGCAGACGGCAGGAAAUGCGAUGCCGUGAUCACAUUGGAAGGGAACAAGUUUGUCCACAAGCAGUCUCUGGAUGGGGAGGGGGCCGUGGUGACCCGUGAGUUCAAGCCCAACGGGGAGUUGGUCUGCACCUUCGAGUGCAAAGAUGUCACGGCCGUGCGUGUCUACAAGAAAGUGUAAACCUCGUCGAUUGGCAAUAAUAAACCUGUGACUUGUUUUUCGUUGAUAAGCAAAAAUA